AAGGUCUUUGGAAAGGUUCCGCGAUCGCGCAGUACGGCGGCAACGGGUUGGCGUGCCAGUGUGCGAAGAUUCUAUCCUUGACUGUGCACGGGAGAACACGUCCCCUCGAGUGAUCGUACAAGUUGUUCCACCUGCCAUAGUGCUGGAGUGCCGAGUGUGUUGCGCUAGAAUGUUCAAGUCGUCGUCGUCGUCGGUUUUGUGUCUGGGGGUGUUGGUAGUGCUGCUGGCCAGUGGAACCACCAGCGCCGCACGCCGUGAUGUGCUUCGCCAGCGGAGCCCGCAGGUUGUGCUGGUGGAGGAGUACGAGGAGAAAGUGACCACGGUGCCUCCGCCGCCGAAACCGUACGCCUUCACCUACUCGGCGGGUCGCGCGCCAGGACACGUCGAUCGGACGCACAGCGAGGUGUCGGACGGAAACGGCGUAGUACGCGGUUCCUUCUCGUACGUCGACCCGCGGAAUCAGGUGCGCACCGUCGAGUACACGGCCGACUCGAACGGGUUCUACCCGGUCCUGAGCCACCUGCCCAAAACGACCCAGCAAACGGAGGCGGUCGCACUGGCGGAGCAGAAGCACUACGCGCUGUACGCCAAAAUUGCGCAAGAGCAUGCCGAUGCGCACAGUGGACUGGUGGUGGAGCCAAAACUGCCCAAGGACACGGUCGCCGUCGCGAAGGCGAAGGAUCGCCAUCUGUCGCUGUACGAAAAGAUCGCGCAAGAUCACGCGCGCAUCGGUGCGGAACAGGAAGCGCAGCGUCUGGCAUUUGAAGCCACCUCGUUGAAAUACGAGGAGGAGCAUUGAGAUGUAGAUCAUGAUGCCUGAACCUCAUUUCAAAAGAUCAAAAAGCAAGCAGGAUCCCAAAUGCUUGCACGAGUGCAUGGUUGACUGAGAACCGAUUUGAAUAUGAUAUUUGCCGUUGGAACU
Anopheles coustani is the source of this 922-nucleotide messenger RNA. RefSeq names its product cuticle protein 8 (gene Cpr57A). Gene Ontology annotation, cellular component: chitin-based extracellular matrix. Lineage: Eukaryota; Metazoa; Arthropoda; Insecta; Diptera; Culicidae. The coding region runs from base 170 to 799 and encodes 209 amino acids. Gene Ontology annotation, molecular function: structural constituent of chitin-based larval cuticle. The transcript is spliced from 3 exons. The record is from RefSeq and is a predicted model, not a curated record.